This is a messenger RNA of Exophiala aquamarina CBS 119918, 456 nucleotides long. RefSeq names its product 40S ribosomal protein S14. The transcript has 3 exons. The record is from RefSeq and is a predicted model, not a curated record. Gene Ontology annotation, biological process: ribosomal small subunit assembly; maturation of SSU-rRNA from tricistronic rRNA transcript (SSU-rRNA, 5.8S rRNA, LSU-rRNA); translation. Bases 1 to 456 code for a protein of 151 amino acids. Gene Ontology annotation, cellular component: cytosolic small ribosomal subunit; ribosome. NCBI's taxonomy places the organism in Eukaryota, Fungi, Ascomycota, Eurotiomycetes, Chaetothyriales, Herpotrichiellaceae. Gene Ontology annotation, molecular function: mRNA 5'-UTR binding; small ribosomal subunit rRNA binding; structural constituent of ribosome.
AUGGCUCCCAAGAAGAAGGUCGAACGCGCUGCCACCGAGAACAUCUCGCUGGGUCCCCAGGUCCGCGAAGGUGAACUCGUCUUCGGCGUCGCCCGCAUUUUCGCCUCUUUCAACGAUACCUUCGUCCAUGUCACUGAUCUUUCUGGCCGCGAAACCAUCACCCGUGUGACCGGUGGUAUGAAAGUCAAGGCCGACCGUGACGAGUCCUCUCCCUACGCCGCCAUGUUGGCAGCCCAGGACGUCGCCCAACGAUGCAAGGAACUCGGAAUCACCGCUCUGCACAUCAAGAUCCGAGCAACUGGUGGAAAUGGCACCAAGACCCCCGGACCUGGUGCUCAAUCUGCCCUCCGUGCCUUGGCCAGAUCUGGAAUGAAGAUUGGCAGAAUCGAAGAUGUCACACCCACGCCCUCUGACAGCACAAGACGCAAGGGGGGUCGUCGUGGUCGUCGUCUGUGA